CUCCCUCGGGUCCGGGCGGGUCCGCCAUGCCUGGCGUCGUGCUGCGCGUCCCGGAGCGGCCCGCGGAGACGGAGGACGAGGGCGCCCGGCGGAACAAGCCCUCGGUCAGCUGGAGCCUGGCCGCGCCCGCCGCUCGCGCGCCCGCAGCCUCGUCCCCACGCGCCGGCCGCCCGGAGCAGCGCGUCUCGGCGCGUCCCCAGGUCACGUUCCUGCAGCCGCGCACCGCGCAGCCGCUCGUGCUCUUCAGCUUACUGAAUUCCAGUGAAGCAGCUGUGAAAAAACUUCUACCCAAGAGCCACUUAUCUCGAGUGAUUAUUCGGGACAACCUCAGUGCACAGCGAAUCUACGAGAUGGAGAUAAGAGCUUCUGACAAGACCAAGAGAAAGAUGGGCUACUUGCACGACCACCUGAAAAAGAAGUUCAUGACAGACCAGCUGAGAAAGCUGGGCCGCUGGAGACGGGAGUUCAUGAAUAUCCGCCUCUACCUGGACAGCAUCCGGCUGCACAAGAUCCCACCCAAGCCCCCUUCCAAGGGGAGAAGCCACCACGUCUAGUCCUGGCAGAACCUGUGGGACAUUUGCCCCCCAACCCCUGGAGCAAUAAACAACAGGCAGAGCGCAACCCCC
Molecule: messenger RNA, 626 nt
Organism: Erinaceus europaeus (western European hedgehog)
Lineage: Eukaryota; Metazoa; Chordata; Mammalia; Eulipotyphla; Erinaceidae
Gene: C6H5orf52
Product: chromosome 6 C5orf52 homolog
Exons: 3
Coding region: 27-554 (175 amino acids)
Source: RefSeq, a predicted model, not a curated record